GUCUCAAGUUUGGUAAAGAUAACUGGAAACAUAAAGAGAAUCAACAGUCGCAAGUUCUGGUCUCCCAUUAAAUUUUCAUAGGAAUUCCGAGCUGUAUUCCGAGACGUACUUUAAAUGAAAUGUCCAGUUAGAGUUUUUAUAUCUGUUCAUUUACUUAAAGAAUAGCUGCUGUAUGUUAAAGAAAAGUUUGAUAAAGUAAAGCUUGAUUUGAACGUACAGAGAGAUUUUACUGAGUGACCCCCGGCCUUGACCUCACCAGAUUUCUUGACGAUAACCCCCUGAAAUUUCCGUUUGCCAAUUAAAUAAUAGCAAACGUUUUAAAGAAGAUAUCGUUUUUUAAUGCGUUGCAUUGAUAGCAGAAAGGAGGGUUAAAACAAUUGAUUCAUUCAAUAGAGUGUUCAGCUGUUAGUUGAAUGAAUUGAGUUGUAAUCAGCAAGGAGACUUCACAUCCACUUGACACCCACAACGCAAGUAUCGCAUGAAAUUUGAAGACGAUUUCAAAGAAGAAAGAUGGAAAUGUCUGAUGUAGAAAGCAAGCCAGGCUCGCCAUUGGACGAAUCGCAGCCCGUUCAUGUGCUGUCAGAUCGAGAAAGUCCAUCCAUCUCGUCGAUUCACAAAGAUGUCCACAAAAGAUCAGAAAUUCUCUGCAAAGUUUGCGGUGACAUAUCAUCAGGCCGACAUUACGGCGUGUUUACCUGUGAUGGCUGCAGUGGAUUUUUCAUGCGGAGUGUCCGCAGAGGUAUGAUCUAUACAUGCAAAGGCAAUCAGAACUGCAUUGUUGACAAGAAACGCAGAAAUCAAUGCCAGGCAUGCCGAUUCAAGAAGUGUGUUGAAGUGAAGAUGAACAAAUUCGUACAGCAAGAACGCCAGCCAAACACAGCCAGAAUUCGAGACAUGCCAGCUUCGAGCCAGGAUACAGCGGAAUAUCACUAUCUCCGUGCUCGGGCUGACUACAUUUCCAGCUUCACGACCCCAGACGCACCGAUUUCAAGCUCUCUGGUGAUGUCGUCAUAUUCAUUACCCGUCAUGCAUAGCCAGAAAUCGCAGUCGCAAGCAUAUCACGCUGCGGAUGGUAUUUAUGAGACCGCUGCGAGGCUUCUGUAUCUGUCAGUGACUUGGGCGAGAAAUGUCCCGGCUUUUCUGCAGCUGCCUUUCAGAGACCAAAUUAUUUUGCUCGAAGAGUCAUGGAGAGAACUGUUUGUGAUAUUUGCCAUACAGUGGAACCUUCCGCUGGACCUAAACUACUUAGUGGCGCCAUUUGUGAACCCGAAGAAGCCCGCAGACCCGGAAACAGUGGCAAAAGUAUCACUUGAGUUGAGAAGAUUCCAGGAGCUGGCCACGAAAUUCCGCGCGCUGAAGAUCACAGAGGAAGAGUUCAUUUUCUUGAAGGCCAUUCUUUUGUUUAAAUACGAUUCACGUGGACUGAGAGACCCGCACCACGUGGAGAGCUGCCAGGACCAAGCCCAGGUCAUGCUUGGCGAUCAUAUCCGUCACAACUUCAGAGAGCAGAAGCAGCGCUUCGGCAAACUUAUUCUUCUUCUGCCUGCCUUGCGUGGCAUCAGUCCUAAAACGCUGGAAGAUGUCUUCUUCAGACAAACAAUUGGUCCGGUCUCGAUCGAAACGCUUUUGGCAGACUUAUUCAAGUCUUCAUAGAACGCCAUCACUGUUGUUACUGUAGCUGCGAUUGGAAUCUCGUUCGCUGCCAAGGAGCGUAACCAGGGCAACAAAAACAGAGAUUUGGUCUAUACAUCUGGAAGAGUUAAAGAAUGUGAAGGACUUGGUAGCAUCUCAUUUGAUAUAUCGGACACUAUGGAAUGAUUUUAGCUGAAAGCACUUUGUAACUUCCGCUUUGCAUUUUGGUAAAGCCUAUGUUUCUAAAUAACCCGUAAAGCGGCUUAAUUUUGUUGACUAAACUUGUACAUCAGACCUAAGAAACUUUAAACCUAAUUAUCUUAAUGGCUUGUAGAAUAAAUAAAUAAAUAAAUAAAUAAAUAAAUAAAGAGAGGGGUUGAGAUAUAGUUUGAUUAUAACUGAGAGGUAACAAGAAGGUCACACAGCAGAAACCCGUAAACAGGAACCCGCAUUUUUAUUGAGCCUAAGUGGGUGCUAAUUGAAUGGGCAAAAGUGGGUUCCGAUUUAAUGGGUAUCUUUUAAUUAAUUAGGAUUAUUGGUCCUUUGUAAUUGCCCUUAAAUUCUGUCUAAUUUGUCAUCAUAGACCUUCAAUCCUUUUUUCUUGAUUUAUCCAGUAUUGUGGUAAAUGUGUUGCACUAUCUGGUAUCUAAGCUAUGCAGAUUGGAAUUAUUCUUAGUAAUUCAAAUAAGAACCUAUUAUGCAAGUUAGGUAAACAAGAAGCUUAUUAAAGUGGCCUAAACACCACUUUCAGCAUACAAGUUCUGAUAGCACUAGGUUCAUAUAUGCGGGUGACAACUGUAAUUUGGGCAUGGCAAACUAAUGGGAGGAGCAUGAUAGAGCUGCCAGAAUGCAGCAGUGCAGUGUGAAGGGCGAAAAAGAAGAAGAAGUUGCUUAGGGAAAUUCAUGAUUGAUCUUCUGCUUUGUAAAUCGCAGCUUAAGUAGGCAGCCAGGUCACUUAAUUGGCCUUACUGCAGAAUGCAUGUUUUUGAUCCAUGAUGUAAUUUGCUGCAUCUGAUAAACAAAGUUUAAACAUGACUACAUUUAAUGUAUGCACGUGUUUUGCUGUAUUUAUUGUAAAAAUAUUGGAUAAAGAUUUAUCUAAAGGUGUUCUGGAUGUGGACAAAUUCUUCAACUAUCUGCCUGUGGCGUUUUCGAAUGCAAUGGCCAAAUGCAAUAUUUGAAUUCAACAUGACUUGAGAUUCUCAAAUGUUCUUAAUAAAUUUCUACUGGUUUCUAUUUUUCUAUUCUGAAGAACGACUUUCCACAAGAAUGAAGGCUUAAUGAAUCCAAUUUGAAUUUAUAAUGCUCCUAGGAAUCGCCUCGGUGAUAAGGAAUUUUUGUAUAAAGACUUUUAUACUGAUAAAUUUACGAUAAUGAUAAAUUACUGUAAAUCUUUUGAGCAAGAAAAACUUUCGGAGUAAAGAUUUUUGCAAGAUGGUAUAAUUUACGAUUAAGAAGAGUUGGCGAAUUCAAAAAGAGGGGAAAAGCUUGAUACCGCUUGCUUUACAAACUAGCUCAUUUGCUAACCGAGAAAAGAGGCCUACAGAUAAAGUGCGUCGAAAUACGAUACGAAAGCACAAGAUAAAGACGCCACCAAACUAAAAUUUCUUGCGUCUGACAAAGCCGAUAACAAAAUGAAACAUCAUGACUGCCCUGGAUGAAUAAUCUAAUUGAUAUAGUCAAUUACGGGGUACUAAAUAAAUAAGGACAUAUUUACAACCAGACGCAAAUAAACACAUUAAUCGUAAAUAUGGCAAUAGACUCGAUCGCGCGGUAGCAAAUGAGAUAUGCUAAACGAGGUCAGCAGAGACAGGAAUCUUGUCUUUUCUUAUUGUUCUUGUUAAUAUACAGACCAUUAAAGCUCAAUAGAUCAACUGGUGUUCGCGGUUCCAAAGCCAUAUGCAUGACCGAAUCCCCGUAAACAGCCGGUCUCCGCAUUACCUCAGUUGAGCUUUAAGGAACAAUCACUAUUGUUUUAAACAAUAGGCAAUAA
This is a messenger RNA of Rhopilema esculentum, 3625 nucleotides long. RefSeq names its product photoreceptor-specific nuclear receptor. Gene Ontology annotation, biological process: regulation of DNA-templated transcription. The record is from RefSeq and is a predicted model, not a curated record. Lineage: Eukaryota; Metazoa; Cnidaria; Scyphozoa; Rhizostomeae; Rhizostomatidae. Gene Ontology annotation, molecular function: zinc ion binding; DNA-binding transcription factor activity; sequence-specific DNA binding.